ACUUCCAGUGCAAUAAAUGAAAUGGAGGAUUUUGAUUUGGCCUCCUCGGGUGAAAUCGAUAAUAAAACAGAUCCAAUUUAUUCAAUAAAACCGGACUUUAUAACACAAUGGCGCCUUAAAAAGGAACGUGAAAAUCUCUGCCGUUCAAUUUACAAUCGUUUUGUCGAACAUAACGAAUGUAAGCGUCUGCUGAAAGCAGCCAAACUAUAUCGGCCUUAUAUUGGGGAAAAUGGUGAACUUAAUUUAUGGACCAGUGAUGAUUUGGAACGUUUGGCGGCCUAUGUUAAUGGUAGCUCGACUCUGGCGGCGACAAAUAGUACAAGUUUAUAUGGCAGUACUGGCGAGGAAACAGAAGAGGGUCCAGCAUUGGUAUUGCCACCAUUUGAGCUAUGGCAAACAAUAGCCAUUGCUGUGUGUUUGGCCAUCUGCAUCAUCCUGACAGUGGGUGGUAAUAUUUUGGUCUUAUUGGCAUUUAUUGUCGAUCGUAAUAUCCGUCAGCCGAGUAAUUAUUUUAUUGCAUCACUGGCGGCCACAGAUAUGUUGAUAGGUACCGUCUCCAUGCCCUUCUACACCGUCUAUGUGCUAAUGGGCUAUUGGGAUCUCGGCCCGUUGCUUUGCGAUCUUUGGCUUUCCGUCGACUAUACCGUUUGUCUGGUCUCCCAAUACACGGUACUGCUCAUCACAAUCGAUCGCUAUUGUUCGGUAAAAAUUGCCGCUAAAUAUCGUAGCUGGCGUACCAAACGUCGCGUGAUUUAUAUGGUCACAAUAACCUGGAUAAUACCUGCCCUGCUGUUUUUCAUAUCGAUUUUCGGGUGGGAACAUUUUACCGGAAAACGUGAUCUACUGCCCGGUCAGUGUGCUGUACAGUUCCUUAAAGAUCCGGUAUUUAAUACGGCCCUCAUUAUUGGUUAUUAUUGGACGACACUGAUUGUGCUGUUUGUCCUCUACGGCGGAAUUUAUAAGACCGCCUAUGAAAUGCAGAAACGCAGUGAGGCGAAACAAAGGAAAAUGCAGUCCAUGGUGGCUUUGAGUGCGGGAGCCAUGUCUGGUAUGGCUGGACAUGCGGCGGGUAUUGGUGCGAUUGAAGAGAAAAUCCUAAAGACAAAAGUGGAAUUGACAGGUUCACAGGAUAAGGAGGGAUGUGAGCAGCCAUGUACGGCGGCUAAACGUUAUAGUGGUUCCGGGCAGGCCAACCCCUUGGCGCAGGCCACGGAGAUCAUUAAUGGGUCUUUGGUUGAGACCAAAGCUGAGGAACAACGACGUAUAUCAGAGGGUAAGACAAAUAAAGCGGGUUCGAAAAAUGAUUCUGGUGAAGUGGAGAAAAGUGAGCGAUCCAGUAGUCCGGCCUUUGAUUCGGAUGAGGAGUCGUCCGUCAAUCAGGCCCAGCAAUUUAUGCAACAACAAAAAGUUGCCAAUUUGCGAAAACGUUCUUCCAUUGGUUUGGUUUUCGGAGCCCAGGCGGCAUUGAUUGCCACGCGUAGUAAAGGUAUGUGUACCCCCACCUCGAAAUCCAGUGAAGCCAUGGCUCCAUCAUCCUCCGGUGCCAGUUCUCCCCAUCCCAGCCAGAAAAUCGAAAGAACCCAAAGUAAAGAGGAGUUAAGUCGCCAACCGGCCAUGGAUAAAAUGAAGAGGACCUCCUGCGCCACCCUAUCCCAGAUUGUUGAAACCGAACGAAGACCUUCCACAAUAACAACAACAUCAUCACCACCACAGCCACAGUAUCCACCUCCGCCUAUGGCGUCCUCUAAUAAAUCCACCAAACCUCCCAAUGAUGAAUCCCCAUUGUCACCGGUUAAUUUGGCUCCCAUUGUUGUGCCCCGCGAACAGGUCCAGGCAAGUUUGGUACAUGCCAUCCUCCCGCCACCGGAACAAUUCCAGUGUAGCUCCCUGCUCUCCGAUACCUCUGAGAAUCCGAGCAGUAACAGCGAAUUGCAUUUGACCUAUGAUGUGAUGGCGAACAAUUCGGAAUUGCGCUUCAUGGAUGAGAGUUCCAUAGCAAUGGCCUCGCCCACCACCUAUAAUUAUAGUAACGGUGGUGGGGCUAACGCGGCGACCACUGCGACAAAUAAACUUCCAAGUGCCGGCCAUGCCAAACAGAAUGCCAGCAGUCCCACGCUGUUAAGUCAGGCUUUGCAAAAAGUUGCAGCCCAAACCGCCAGCACAACCACUCCCCUGCAACCGCAACAACAACAACAAGGUGACAAUAAUACGAUUUCCACCAAGAACCUACAAUCCCCAAUCCAACCUCACCCUGCAACCACAACCUCCACCUCCAAUACCAUUGAAAUUGAAAAACAUUUACUUGUCUCCUAUACAGGUCUGGAGGACUUUGAGAGGGUGCGUCGGGAAAGCUGCAUCGAUGCCAGUAAUUUAAUGUUUCCGCGACACAAUAGUGCCGAUGCGGGCCUCCUGAAAUACACCUCAAUAACUACGCAGCAAACCAAUGCAACAACAACAAAUAACAAUAAUAAUAACAACAACAGUCAUUGUGGGACAACAGUGACCACCACGACAGCAACAACAGCACCCACAGCUCCAACAACGGUGACAACCCCCGCCCCUCUGGUCACCUCCAAAAGUCUGGACAAAAUCGAUGAACGAGAAACUUCAGAUACCACACAAAAAAUGGCUUCCACAUCGGGUACCAGUUCGGGGUCGGGCACCACAUCACAAGCGCAGCAGCAGCAUCCCGCCCCUCACGCCGGACCCCAGCGACAAUCCUCAUCGCUAAAACUGCAAAAGAAACCCCAUUCACAUCAUCUGCAGCAUGCAGCUUCGAGUAGUAGUCGCAGUUCGAGUAAACGGGAUUUCAUGCAAUCGAUUAGUAAACAUUUUAAAAGUAAAAAAGCUACCAUACCCCUGGUAAUUGGGGUCGGGCGACAAAAAUCCAAAUCGGAAAAUAGGGCCCGUAAGGCCUUCCGCACAAUCUCUUUCAUUUUGGGUUGUUUCGUUGCCUGCUGGACCCCCUAUCAUGUACUGGCGCUGGUCGAAGGUUUUUGCCGCAAUCCACCCUGUACCAAUGAACACCUGUACAUGUUCUCGUAUUUCCUAUGCUAUGCCAAUAGUCCCAUGAACCCGUUCUGUUAUGCCCUUGCCAAUCAGCAAUUUAAAAAGACAUUUACCCGGAUACUUAAGGGUGAUUGGCAUAUGACUUAAAG
This is a messenger RNA of Musca vetustissima, 3158 nucleotides long. It is a transcript of the gene mAChR-B, whose product is annotated as muscarinic acetylcholine receptor gar-3. Gene Ontology annotation, cellular component: synapse; dendrite; membrane. The record is from RefSeq and is a predicted model, not a curated record. Bases 22 to 3156 code for a protein of 1044 amino acids. Gene Ontology annotation, molecular function: G protein-coupled serotonin receptor activity; G protein-coupled acetylcholine receptor activity. Gene Ontology annotation, biological process: adenylate cyclase-inhibiting G protein-coupled acetylcholine receptor signaling pathway; chemical synaptic transmission; G protein-coupled receptor signaling pathway, coupled to cyclic nucleotide second messenger. The transcript is spliced from 4 exons. NCBI's taxonomy places the organism in Eukaryota, Metazoa, Arthropoda, Insecta, Diptera, Muscidae.